Molecule: messenger RNA, 2004 nt
Organism: Danio rerio (zebrafish)
Lineage: Eukaryota; Metazoa; Chordata; Actinopteri; Cypriniformes; Danionidae
Gene: rgmd
Product: RGM domain family, member D
Cellular component (GO): plasma membrane
Source: RefSeq, marked provisional
AAAAAAAGUUGUGUGAUUUCUCGCAGCCUCAACGCAGAUGAGCAGCAGUUGGAGAACUGCAAUCAAACUGAAUGGAUUGGCAUGGGGAGAAGCGGCACUCUCAACCUGGCUAAGCGGCAGCUUUGGAACUGGUUUUAUCUUGUAGUGGUUUCUAUGUGCCUGUUACUCCGACCAGUGUGCUGCCAAGCAUGUCGGAUUCAGCGCUGUAAUGCGGAGUACGUGGCCUCAUUCUCACCCUCCGGUGGCUUGCAAGAGGAGGUGCAUCCAGAUGUGGACUACUGCAUCGCUCUGAGGGCCUACUCCUUGUGUACGCGGCGUACAGCUCGUGCUUGUAGAGGGGACUUGGUGUACCAUUCUGCUGUUUUCCGCAUUAAAGAGCUCUUUGCACAGCACAACUGCUCCAGCGACGGCCCAACAUCGUCGGCCAAAGCACCCAGCACUUCCAAGCCAACAGUGGUGGACGUUUGCAACUAUGAAAGCAGGGUGCUCGCAUCAGGCCCGGCGGCCCAACAGAAAAAGUAUGGACAUUGUGGAUUAUUCGGUGAUCCUCACUUGCGGACUUUUCGGGAUGAGUUUCAGACAUGUAGGGUUGAGGGAGCCUGGCCGCUCAUCCACAACAGAUACCUUUCAGUUCAAGUCACAAACGUACCAGUGGUUGAAGGCUCCAGUGCUACUGCAACCAACAAGAUAACCGUCAUCUUCAAGUCCUACCAUGACUGCACCGAGCAGAAGGUGUACCAGGCCACCACAGAGGACCUGCCGUCAGCGUUCCAGGACGGCACGCGGAGCGGGGGGAAAGGGGAGAGCUUGUGGAUUGUGGAGGGUAGUGGAGGUUUGGGCAUACGGCAAGUCGGGCGGUACCUGACGUUUGCCAUCCGCAUGCCUGAGGACUUAGCAGAGGAGAACGGCGGCCUGCAGUUGUGCCUUCACGGCUGCCCGCGCAGUGAGGUCAUCAAAGCCCAUGUGCUCAACCGGCAGCAGAGUUUGCGUCCACCCCGACUCAUGGGGGGCUGGUACGGAGAGGACGAUGGCGGAGAGGUGAAAUCAGGCCUCUCUUCGCACAUAGACAUGCUAGAACGUGCCACCACAAAGUGUCGAGAGAUGCUCCAGGUGGAGGACGUUUAUUUCCAAUCGUGCGUCUUUGAUCUUCUCACGACAGGUGAUCCGGAGUUCUCCAUGGCAGCGUAUGGCGCCCUGGAAGACCUUAAGGCACUUCCACCAAGCACUCUUAAACAAAGUUCACCCAGGACUCCACCUGUUUCUAAUAGGGGAACAAUAGUUACACCUUCGGUUUUCACAGCUCUGGUUCUUCUGCUGUUGUUGAACUGAAGGAGAUGGUCUAGACACCAGCUUGACGAUGGCAACAGGAAAAACAAUCAAACUGGCUUUGAACUGUCAAGGGAUGGAUCCGAACGGACUCGCUUUCUGUUAAACACGCAAUGUUUUACGCCACAAAAUGGAUAAUGGCACUUCAAGCUUUUCUGAAUGUGAAAUCUGCAUGAGAUGAAGGCAGCUAACCUGCAUAUCUUUUUAAAUGAUCGCAUAUAAAGAGUGGAGACUGUUGACGCAGAUGUGACACCAUUGGAUGAAAUCAUUGUAAAAGACACGUAGCAUGUCCUGUGAUGCACAUCUUACAGAAUCACCCACAUACAAAUAUAUAUGUCAUCUACAUGGGAUCCAACAACUACAUAAAAAGCUACCUAUGCAUAUAUUUUUGGUUCUGGUUCCAUACAUCUAAAGCUACAGUCACGGUAGAAAACAACCUCUUCAAGCUGCUUAUCGACAGAAAACAAAACAAAUUCUUUAUAUAAUAAUAUAUUGAGAGAGUGUAUAUAUGUGUUUUAUAUGUGUACAUUCACCUGUGUAUAGAUGAUGAUGUUUUAAAUGUGACAUUUUGAAGCCGUUUCAUCUAGUUAGAUAUUUUUGUAGUUUGUAUAAAACAUAACUAAUAUGUGCUGUAUGGUGUAAUCUGUUAUUUCCCAUAUUAAAAAUGAGUUGUUACUA